AUGACGUCAAGCGUAAGUCUAUCGAGGCUGUCAGCUUUGGUAAUCGACAGCGGUUCUGGAAUGUGUAAAGCGGGUUUUGCUGGAGAUGAUGCUCCCAGAGCCGUAUUUCCGUCAAUCGUCGGCCGUCCACGUCAUCAAGGGAUUUUGGUCGGUAUGGGUCAAAAGGAUUCGUUUGUAGGAGCAGAAGCUCAGACGAAGAGAGGGAUCCUCACCCUCAAGUAUCCCAUUGAGCAUGGAAUCGUGACGAAUUGGGACGAUAUGGAACGAAUAUGGCGUCAUGCAUUUGAAAAUGAAUUACGAGUAUCGCCCAGUGAGCAUCCUGUGCUGCUUACGGAAGCACCGUUGAAUCCGAAGACGAAUCGGGAGAAAAUGACGCAAAUCAUGUUCGAGAGCUUCCAUACACCAGCGUUUUACGUAGCCAUUCAAGCUGUUCUGUCACUAUACGCCUCUGGAAGAACCACUGGUGUCGUGCUUGACUCGGGUGACGGUGUAACUCACACGGUACCCACAUAUGAGGGCUAUUCUCUUCCUCACGCGGUCCAACGACUCGAUCUGGCCGGACGCGAUCUGACCAAUUACCUCACAAAAAUUCUUACUGAACGCGGUUACUCUUUCACAACCACUGCUGAGAAAGAGAUCUGUCGUGAUAUCAAGGAGAAGCUUUGCUAUGUUGCGCUCGACUUUGAAAAGGAACUAGCUGAAUCCGUGAAGUCGACAUCGAUUGAGAAAAACUACGAGCUUCCUGAUGGUCAGGAGAUUCGAAUUGGUAGCGAACGCUUCCGAGCACCAGAAGUUCUCUUCCAGCCGAGCCUACUUGGAAAAGAGUCGGGUGGUGUGCACGAGAAUUGCUAUAACUCGAUCAUGGCAUGCGAUAUUGACAUUCGCAAGGACCUUUAUGCCAAUAUUGUGCUCUCCGGUGGUACCACCAUGUUCCCAGGUAUCAAUGACCGAAUGAAGAAGGAUCUUACAUCAUUAGCUCCAAGCACGAUGAGAAUCAAAAUAAUGGCACCGCCAGAGCGUAAAUACUCGGUAUGGAUCGGCGGUUCAGUACUGGCGUCGUUAUCGACGUUCCAAAUGAUGUGGAUCACCAAGUCCGAGUACGAUGAAUACGGUGCUGCCAUCGUGCAUCGCAAAUGCUUUUGA
Haemonchus placei is the source of this 1143-nucleotide messenger RNA. NCBI's taxonomy places the organism in Eukaryota, Metazoa, Nematoda, Chromadorea, Rhabditida, Trichostrongylidae. The record is from the annotation of a GenBank genome assembly.